AUGCGGGCUACAAAGGCGUUGGCGACGCUUGCAUUUACGAGUACUGCGCUUUGUUUUAGUACAUUCCCGAAGGACCAUGGCCGCGUGACAAGGAGCUCGAGUGAUGGUGCGGAUCCUACUACCACCCUGGGCACUUUCUUGCAUAAUCGUAUCAGCCCGAACUACUCCCAGCUCUACAUCGCCGAGGCGGAUGGCUCAAACGAAAGGCUCCUCCUUGGUUCCAACACGGUCUAUGAAUUCCGCGCUAGCUGGGCUCCAGAUGGAAGCUUUGUUACUUUUACGUCAGAGCGGCGAGGAAACGGCCAAGCAGAUAUCUACAAGGUGGCUAUGAACGACUCGAAGGUAGUCGGCCCGAUAGAACCGCUUGUUCAAUCGGAGGGUGUUGAUGACUCCAGCUCAAUCUCCCAUGAUGGCAAGAUGCUGGCAUUUUCAACCAGCAGAUUCAACCACACCAGUGACAUCAUGCUGAUGGUCCUGGAAGAGGGAAGCUUGAAGAACUUGACAAAGGUCCCCGGUAUCUCUGAGGCUGCGGAUCCCGCACUUCCCAAUGGCUACUACAAGCCCGUAUGGUCUCCCGACAACGAUUGGGUUUUGUUCACCUCGGAUCGAAAUACCCCAUGGCGAGGUCACAGUGAUGGCUCUGGUUGGGAGCACACGCAAGAGCUUUCCAUCUACGCUUGCCGUCCCAAUGGCACCGACUUGCGUCUAGUGUCGUCCCGGUCAAACUACACACAAGGCUCACCCAGGUUCUCGCCUGAUGGCAAGCGAAUUGUCUUCUACGAGAUGAAGACCGAGGAUACUUAUAAUGGCCGUCUACAACCCAAUCUAUUAUACAACGCCUAUCUCAACACAAGCAUUGUCUCGGUCGACUUCCCCACAGGAGCCAACCGUGUUGUUCAUGCCAUCGGUGAUGGAACUAAGAUCAGCCCCUCCUUUGUCACUAACGAUGUCAUUGGCUAUGUCAUGAAGGAGUCAACUAGCAAUGGCAUUUACUACGUCUCUGUAUCCGGAAAGAACUAUACUCAGUACCAAACCAUUCAGAUGAACACCAUGACGCCUGCGCUGCGCUCGCCUGCCUGGUCUCCCAAUGGGAAAUACGUCAUCUACGAGAAGCAAGGUCCUACUGGAGGUAGUACCUCCACUUCUAAGAAGCAGUACGGAAAGCUGUGGAGCUUUGACAAGAACUGGGACUAUCGCUUCACCGAUGUUUUCCCCAUGGGCCAGCGAUCCGGAUGUCCUGUGAUGGCCAUGUCACAGCAGAUGGAAGGUCCGGCAGAGAACAACCUCUUGCGCUUGUCGAUGAACGGUAGUAACCAGGUCACCUUGUUCCGGCCUAAAGACGAUAUGAUCAACCCUUCCGUCGCGGAGGGUUACAACGCACGAGCCUACCAGGCCAACUGGGGCCCCAAUGACACAAACAUUACAUUUGGCUUUGGGGCCUACUUUGUGGGUCGGCAAAGCUCCCCUGGAUUCAUCUACAGCAUCAAUUCUGACGGUUCGGACCUCACCCUUCUCGCGGGUAACAACAUCUCGAAUUACGGUUUCCCGUCCUUCAGUCACGAUGGUUCCAAGGUCAUCUUCCGUACAUGGCCUGGCAUAGCCAGCAAUGGCAGUACAAUUGGUACAACUGGCUUGGCCAUUGUCGAUGUGGCCACUCUCAAGAUGAAGCAGCUUACCACUGAGUGGGAUAACCUGCCGGCAUUCUCCCCCGAUGGGAAGAAGAUUCUCUUCACCCGCCGUACCAACCUGAACAACAUUGGCGACAACUACGAUAUCUUCACCAUAAACCUCGAUGGCACAAACCUUACUCAGCUGACUCAAUCCAUCGCUAGCGAUGCUCACGCCGUGUGGACUGCGGAUGGUCGUAUCCUCUACAGCACCGCUAUGUAUGGUUUCCAGCAGGAGGCGGCCCUGUAUGACGACUCUAUGCAGCCUUAUGCCAUCAUCAUGGUCAUGGAUGGUGACGGAAAUAAGAAGACACCACUGACCAACAGUUUGUGGGAAGAUGCCAUGCCCAUGUACGCUCCCAACCGUGUGCUGGAAGCCAAGUGUCCGUUCUCUGGACACUAA
This is a messenger RNA of Penicillium cataractarum, 2070 nucleotides long. RefSeq names its product TolB family protein. Lineage: Eukaryota; Fungi; Ascomycota; Eurotiomycetes; Eurotiales; Aspergillaceae. The record is from RefSeq and is a predicted model, not a curated record. The coding region runs from base 1 to 2070 and encodes 689 amino acids. The transcript is spliced from 2 exons.